Molecule: messenger RNA, 667 nt
Organism: Gastrolobium bilobum
Lineage: Eukaryota; Viridiplantae; Streptophyta; Magnoliopsida; Fabales; Fabaceae
Exons: 1
Coding region: 93-365 (90 amino acids)
Cellular component (GO): chloroplast
Source: RefSeq, a predicted model, not a curated record
UUGUCCUCCAUUCUCCUCUAUUCAAAUCCAACCAAAAUUUCUAGGCUCUAUCAAUUCUAGUUUCUUGUGGAUUGGCUUCAAAAGCUAGUAGGAUGGCUUCAGUGAUCAUGUCAUUUGCUCCAGCAACCGGAAGAGUCUUUGCAGCUACAGCUGCAAAGGAAGCAGGUGGUAGCAAGGAGGAGAAAGGAUUACUGGAUUGGAUUCUAGGAGGCAUGCAGAAGGAAGAUCAGCUACUAGAGACUGAUCCUAUACUCAAGAAGGUUGAGGAGAAGAGUGGAGGCACCACCUAUGGAAAAAAGAACUCUGUGGUAGUGCCACAAAAGAAGAAGGGUGGUGGUUUUGGGGGCUUGUUUGCCAAGAAUUGAAGCAUUUUUUAUGCAAGUACCUAAUUCUAAUGCAUGCAUUAUAUUCCUGUCCUUUUAGCUUUUAAUAUGUAUUGAUCAUUAUGUAGUCUUAAAGUUUGUGUUUGCUCUUCUGGUUCAUUGAAAUUUAUAGAACAAGUUGAUUCAUUUUGGGUGAGUUACCACUUAUCAUCCAGUUACAAUCUGUUUGACAAUUUAAACGCUCUUGCUUUGUUUGGCCAAUUUGGCCCUGAUUUUUUAAGUCUCGGAAAUUCAUUGUAAAUGAACCUUAUUAAGUCAUGCAAUUAGCUUUAAGACCCAGUUAA